AUGGUCGAGUACGGAGUCGAGGACGACUUCGCCACCACGGUCCUGGAGCGGAGGCAUAAUCCCGCCAUGUUCUGUAAGCUGGCGCCCCCAGGCGAUGCACAGCAGCCCAACAGAGGCCUCAGUCGAUGCAUGUUGCAGUCCAACUCAUACGUCCGCAGCGCAAAGGAGUGCAAGCAAAUCGCUCUGGCCAAAGAGGAGGUGGCGGCAGCACGCGCAGCUUUCAAAGAUCUGUGGGACAGCAUGGACGACUAUUCGGCCUUCGAGGAGGCGUACGAGGAGUGGAGACAUGAUAUCAAUGACAAAAGUGGGUGCGCAGCUACCCUUUUCACGACGGACGAGAUGCAUUCUGACAUCCGGUCGUUUGGAUGGCCUGCCGACGACGUUGUCACGCGCGGGCGUGACUAUGAAGCCAAAGCCGACGUGACCACGGGCAUUGAUUGGAGCCAGUACUCAUCUUUCAACCUAUUCGGUUUAGGCGUCCACAGGCAUGCGCGCAUUGUAAGCGGCGUCUGCUACAGCCCGAAAGUGUUCGACAUCACGAAGCAGGCUCGGGGCGCAGAGCGCCGCUACGCCGACGUCGCCGACCACUUCGGCUUCUCCAUGACAGUCGUGCGCACAGAUUCGGCGGUCGUGUGGAGAGGUUUCAGUCGGCACGUUCUGCCGACGGCGCAGUGGGUGCGCCGCGUCGAGGAAGUCGAGGGCGCGCUGUUGCACAUCACUUACAGCGGUGAGGGCGCACUCGGCCGCGUUGCUGCCACCCAUGCGUGUCUCAGUUUGGCUCUGAAUGCGAUGGGGGCACACGUGCCGACCAGCGUGCAAGGCCCAUUCCGCGCGCUCGAGCACGGGAACCAAUGGCUGUCGCAUCUCGGCUUCGCCUUGAUCCGGCAGCCGCGGGGUCCGACUGGUCCAGGGCGUUGCGUCAAGUGGGGGCCGCCGCGGCGCGAAGUUGGACUGGCUGCUAGCGUCGGCCACUUCGCGGCCGUCAUUCUGCGGCCCGGCAGCGCAACUGUGGUAGACCGCCGAGCAGGUCUGCCAGCGGUUCGCGAGUGGCGCGCGCGGGGCGACAUUCCGGACGAGGCAGCCCGGGUAUCGGCGAAUCGAGAUGAGGCAAUGCGGCGCAGAUCUUUGCGCUUGUUCUGCCCGUUGCCGCCGGUGGGGUGGCCCAGCACUCAGGUGCCCCAAGUUCCGCGUGAUUUCUCCCUCGAGCUGCCGCGUCUUCCGAAGAUCCGCCUACUCGAGCGACUCAAUGCUCGCCCUCGGGACGCUCAGUUGCACUUCGUCGAGGAGUCGCACUCCUACUACAUUCGCGGCGUGCGAACCCAUGGGUCAGUGACGGGGUUGAUACACGAGUACUCUCGAGGUUUCGACGCUGUCGCAGUGAUCGAGAAGAUGCGGAGCGGGCGGAACUGGCCGCGACCUGAUUAUUUGCGCUGCCCUCGCCCCGAAUACGCGCUCGCGAAGCUGCGGACCAUGCCGGAGGCUGCUCGCUUGCACGACUUACUUGUUUCGCGCGGGGCCUGCGACGCCGAGAUCUGCGCCGAGGUGAAAGCAACUGCGAGAGCGGCGCCCCACCUGGCAUGCCUGAUGGAGAGUUUAUCUCUCUCGGAUCAGGAGAUCGCGGAGAAACGGCGCAUGAACAAAGAAGAGGCGGCUAGGCGGGGCACCUGGAUGCAUUGGACGUUCGAGGCCCACCUCAACCGCGUUCCAGUGCCCCGCGAUGCCGUAGAAUUCCAGUUGUUCUCGAAAUUCCUGGGCGCGCUGAGAGGUCUGGCGGCUUUCCGCACCGAGUGGGCCAUCUUCGCGGAGCACGAGGGGCUUGCUGGGUCAAUCGACCUCGUGGCUCGAGACUCCGCGGGCAGUCUGUACAUAUACGAUUGGAAGCGGGCAAAGAGUUUACGUUCGAAGUUCACGAACCAAUGGGAUAAUAUGAAGUUUCCAUUGAGCCGGUUGCCAGACUGCCAGGGAAAUCAUUACCGGGCCCAGCUUAACAUCUACAGGUUGAUGUUGGAGCAUUGCUACGGCGCCCGCGUGGCCGCGAUGUCUGCGGUCUGCCUGCAUCCGGACAACGGCGACCAGCCAUUUGUAGACGACGUGCCGGUGAUCCCAGAGAUCGAGGAGCUCAUGGCCAUUCAGCGCGCGAGGUCCCGAGAGUUGCGGGCAAUGGCGUCGGAAGACGCCCGCGAGAUAGACCCUGCGGGCGGCUGGCGACGGCUAGUCGCGGCGGCGCGCAUGCCUUAUUGCCUGAGCACCGCGGCCAAUUUCGGUCGUGCGUUUCGCCGGACAUCAAGGUCGCGCCCUGGCGAGGCCGCGGCAAAGGCGCGCCGCCCUCUUGAGGUGCCGUUGGAAUUGCCGAAUGCCGACUUGCAACGGUUGAGAAUUGCGCGCGUGGGUUCUGCGGAGGCCACGGUGACAGCCGCGUGCUCUCAUGCUUCGCGGAAGUACUGA
Messenger RNA from Prorocentrum cordatum, 2445 nucleotides. The record is from the annotation of a GenBank genome assembly. NCBI's taxonomy places the organism in Eukaryota, Dinophyceae, Prorocentrales, Prorocentraceae.